AUGAGCACAUUACGAUCACCACCUGGACGUGGAAGCUCUCAACCCGAUUUAUCGAUGUUAAAUGCUGAAACAACCGACUUACAACACACACUUUUUCGGGCAAAGAGAAAGUAUCCUGAACAUGAAUGUAUCAGCUCUGAACAGUUUGCCGAUUUUCGCAAAGAAAUGACCAGUAUUUUGAGAGACUUUGUUGAGUCUCAAAACAAAGUUCUGGGUAAGAUAUCUGAUGAUGUUUCUGUAAUAAAAGAAGAAAUAAAAAAUUUACAACUUACUAUACAAAAUAUAAUUACUGAACAUAACAAACUUAAAUUUGAUGUUACUGAUCUGGAGGCAUCCCAAGUUGAUACAAAAGAAAAAAUUGAUAAAUUAGAAGCUAACAUUGAAGAGUUAAAAACAAAAUCGGACAACAAAAGUAUUGCAGUGGAUUUAAGCUGCGAUGAAAUUUUUUCUGAAUUACAAGAACGACAUCUUAGAGAGAAAAAUUUGGUAAUUGUGGGAGUCCCAGAGGCUAAAGGAGAGAACUCCAAACAAAGAUAUACAUCUGAUAUGGGUGAAAUUAUAAAAAUAAUAAAAAAAUCAUGUCCUGAUCCUAUACAAGUGCGACGUAUUGGCAAAUAUAACCACAAGAAAACCCGACCAAUAAAAGAAGGCUAUUUCCCUGACUCACUGAAGCUUGCCAAAGUCACUCCAGUCUAUAAAUCGGGACCUAAGCAUGAGCCAGGCAACUACAGACCAAUAUCAGUACUUCCUACUAUAUCAAAAGUUUUUGAGAAAAUUUUACAUAAGCGCCUUAGUGACUAUUUAAUCUUAAACAAACACCUCUAUGAGCAUCAGUAUGGCUUCAGAUCAAAAUCAAACACCCUUUCAGCAUCAAUUGAUCUCAUUACAAAACUUAAAACCAGUAUAGACCAAAAACAUAUAGCCCUUGGAGUUUUUAUUGAUCUAAAGAAGGCAUUUGACAGUAAGCCAUGA
Messenger RNA from Parnassius mnemosyne (clouded apollo), 972 nucleotides. NCBI's taxonomy places the organism in Eukaryota, Metazoa, Arthropoda, Insecta, Lepidoptera, Papilionidae. The record is from the annotation of a GenBank genome assembly.